AUGUGCAUUUUGGCAGCUUGUGUUUUUCUAGGAGUUCUCCUUUUACUUGCACCCUCGCAGUGCUUGGCGUGUCCUUUUGGCUGUGAAUGUUUUGCGGUCACCCGCACGGUGAAGUGUGUCUCUAAGGAUCUGCUCGUAGUGCCACAAAACAUUCCAGGAUCUACCCGGAAUGUCAUCAUCACAGGGAAUAAUAUACAUCAAGUCGGACCAGAUUCGUUUACAGAACUCCAGAAUGUCACUAACGUCAUUUUAAGCAAUAACAGGAUCACAGAGUUGGCCUCCCACACCUUUGCCAGCCUCACCAGCCUGCGCUCUUUGGACCUCAGUGGUAACCAGCUGGCACUAAUCCACCCAGAGGCGCUCAGCAUACCUGGAAGCCCCCUUCAGGAGCUCAACCUGAGCCACUCGCUGCACAACUUCACCGCCAUGACCGACCUGGCCACGGCUCUCCGCUGGGGCGGACUCUGGGGGCUCCGCCGCCUGGACCUUUCUGGAAACCUCCUGACACUUCUCCCGCCUGGCAUGUUCUCCCACGUUCCCAGUUUGCAGCAGCUCUUGCUCAGGAACAACUCCUUGGUGGCUGUCUAUGCAGGGACCUUUUCCGGCAUGGACCAUGUGGAGACCCUGGACCUGACGCACAACAACUUUGAGGCGUUCAGGGUCGACGCACUUCAAGAACUAGAGAGACUUGGCAACGCUCAGAUCUUUCUCGGUAAUAACCCAUACACCUGCUCCUGUGAGAGCCGAGACUUUGUGACCUGGCUGAAUAAAACCAGAGCCCGGGUGGAUGCUGACGCGGUCAGAUGUGCAUCACCGGAGGCUUUAGCCGACACCCGGCUGCAAGGGCUCACCGUCCAGGCCAUUGGUUGUGUAAUUCCAGUCCUGGCUGAGGUGGCUGACCUCACCUUGCAGACGUCAUACGUUUUCCUGGGGGUGGUGGUGGGCUUUGUCGGCAUGGUUUUUCUCUUUGUGCUGUACCUGAAUCGAAAUGGCAUGAAGAAGUGGAUCAUAGAAACGAGGGAUGCGUGCAGGGACGUUCUGGAGGGCUAUUACUACCGCUACGAGAUAGACUCUGACCCUCGGUUGGGUCACAUCACGGCCGGCAGCAGCAGGUCACAAAGGCAUUUGGGACAAGCGCUGUCCCAACAGUUGCCAAAUGACACGUGUAUAGUCCAAACCCCGACAGAUACCUCUCUUGCUGUAAACUCAUGAUCUUGGAGUUUCAGUGAAAGAAUAAAAGAUACAAGUGCAUUUUUUUUUAAUUAAUUACGAUACCAUCCAAUAAUUUAUUUAGUUUGCAAAUUCAGUUCAAAAAGUAAAAGUCACAUUCAUUCCCAAGAGUGAAAUGUGCCGAGGGGUUAUUUGUUAAAUUUUUUAUAAUUCUGAAAAAUGUUGACAGGUUUCCACAAUCAGCGUUAAACUGCAGAAAGGUCACUGCAAGAGAAGCUGGCUGCUUUGUCCUAGCAUGUCAAAAUGUGGAGAAACAACAGGAACAGCAGCACUCUCUUUCAUAAAAAAAGAAAGUACAUUUUAUAUUUUAUUUGAAAAUCAAG
Gambusia affinis (western mosquitofish) is the source of this 1553-nucleotide messenger RNA. RefSeq names its product trophoblast glycoprotein-like. Bases 1 to 1212 code for a protein of 403 amino acids. The record is from RefSeq and is a predicted model, not a curated record. Gene Ontology annotation, cellular component: plasma membrane. Gene Ontology annotation, biological process: negative regulation of canonical Wnt signaling pathway. Gene Ontology annotation, molecular function: protein binding. Lineage: Eukaryota; Metazoa; Chordata; Actinopteri; Cyprinodontiformes; Poeciliidae. The transcript is spliced from 2 exons.